This is a messenger RNA of Trichobilharzia szidati, 1997 nucleotides long. The record is from the annotation of a GenBank genome assembly. NCBI's taxonomy places the organism in Eukaryota, Metazoa, Platyhelminthes, Trematoda, Strigeidida, Schistosomatidae.
GAACUUUAGCCGCGUAAUUAGGUAUUGUCGUUACUUCUGGGGGACGCUUUUUGUUCAUCUUCGCUAAUAAGUUCCUUCAAACUGUUGUCUCACCCUGAUACUUCCUCCGGACUUAUUCGCCGCUUCAGUCUGGAGGGUGUAGAUAAGGCACUUGCUGCUCCUUCUCCUCCACCUCCCCCUGAAGUGUCGAAUGAACGUCCGUCAACACCGUCGAUCACUGUUCUCGAUGUUUACGACAUAGCUGCUUCAAUUGGCAAAGAAUUCGAGACCAUCAUCGAUAAGUAUGGACCUUAUUCAGUGUCCAACUUAAUGCCUAAAGUGAUAAGUGUUCUCGAAGAACUGGAAGACUUUGCUACAAAAUUUGAAUCAGAAGGAAGAGAAAUAAUAACUCUUCAGACUGCUGUACAUCGUUUAGAACUUGAGAAAUUAGACCGAAAAGAAGAUCAAAAUAGGCACAAAAAGGAAUUAGAGCAAAUUGAAGAGACAUGGCAUUCUGAAGUUCAAGAACUACUUCAAUUAAUUGAAAAGUUGAAAGAAGAAAAUAAACAACUCAAAGAUGCUAUUGAAGAUAAAGAAAGCUCGAGUUGUCAGUCACCUGUUCCAACUAGUUCAGCAAAUUCAACAAGUGUUGAAGAGAUACAGCUUAUGAUACGUUUAAAAGAAAUUAUAGAUCGACAAAAGAUACAAAUUCGAGCAUUACGUCAGCAGUUAGCUCAAAAACACGUCGAUUUAGAUGCGAUGCAACAACAAGCCACACGUUUAGCCAAACUGAAUGCAACACUUCGUCGUAAACACUUUGUCAGUAAACGACAAGCUGAUCAAUUACGCGAUGAAAAGGUCAAUUUGGAGUCAUUAUUAAAUACAAAAGAACAAGAAAUAAAACAAAUGAAAGAACACGUUUAUCAUACUCACAAUAAUAGUGGUACUACUACUACUACUAAUAAUAACAAUAAUAAUAAUGGUAAUGCUAAUGAUGAGAAUAUUUCAGAUUCACCUUUAUGUGCUGAUAUGUCAAAAUCUUUAAUUGCUGAAUUAAUAUCACCAGACACUCCGCCGGGACAAUUAACAGAAGAACAGUUGGUUGAAAGACUUAAUAUCGAAGGGAAAAUGAUUGUUGAUAAACAUGAUCCAAAUCGUCCUCAUUUCACCCUGCAAGAACUUAGAAAUGUUUUGACUGAACGUAAUGAACUGAAAUCACGUCUAAUUGAAGUUGAAGAAGAAUUAUUAGUUUAUAAACGAGCUGGAAAUCCUAAACCUCUGUGCAUAAAACCCUGGGAUGAAGCUCCUCCAGUUCAAGGUCCGAUAAAUCGUGAACCAGAUGAAAAACUCUAUGGCACAUCCAGAUCAAAUUUAGGCGUCAAGAAAUUUUUCGAGAGUCUGAUUUCCAAAUUAAGUCGAUAACCUACCGUCCAACUCUAUGCAGACUUGUUUUUAGGAUUAUAUUCACGUGUAUAAUGAUGUUGUGAAGCUGUCAUUCGCUUGGUGGAACAUACGUAUAUAAGGAGAAUCUACUUGAUUGAUUUAUUGAUUGAUGGAUUGAUUGAUUGAUUGACUGGUCUCACCUCCAUUCCAAAUGAGAGUGAUAGAAUCUCUUUUUUAAUUGUUGUUGUUUGUUUGUUUGUUUAUUGUUCAUUUGCAUAUAUUUUGUUAUUUUUAUUUCUUUCCGGUUCGAAAAAAAAAUAAUCUCAUGCUUAUUUGCAUUUAUGAUUCUGACUACUUCAAUUGAAAAUGACUUUUAAUAUAUAUAUAUAUAUACGUACAUACAUACUUAUGCCAUAUAUUUCAGCUUAUUUGUUUAUUACCAAAGUUAAUAUAUUAGUUGACAAUCCUAUGGCCAUUAUUGUCUGUCUCUCCCCCUCCCCACGCCUCUUCUCUUCUGUUCUCCCCCCCCUCUUCCUUGUUUUCCUCUUCUUUUCCCUUAAUUUUGUGUAUUGCUGGCUUGUCUUUUGCUUAUUUUUCCGUGUGAUAAAAACCUACUCCUGAUGAUGACGUUGAUA